UUUUGCCAAAAUCCAAAGACUCAGUCUUAUUUUAUUUAGUAAUUGGUGGUACAGUUUGCCAUAGCACAUGCACUUUGAUUUCUUUUGGCAGAUUUUUUAUUAUUAUUUCCAUUGUUGUCAAGUUUAGUUGCUGAAUUUGCUUGAAUUACAAAAACCCAAGUCUGGGACUUGGCCAGUUAGUGGAAACAGAAACACAGAAUUCAAGUCAAUUGAAAACAAAAAAGCAAAGAAAAACAAUAGUAACCCUUUUUUUUUGUGGUUGAAUUGAGAAAAAGAUUGGUUGAUCAAGCCAAGAAAGUUGAAGUUUUUGAUCAUCAACUUAUUAAUAGAUAUUUCUUUUUUGUUCGGAUAUUCUGUGUUCUGCAAAAAAAUUUGCUGAUUUCUGUGUCUGUUUAUGCUUCAACAAGUGGAUAAAGGGAAGGGAAAAAGGAAAAAUAGAUAUUUCAAGAUGGGAAUUUGCUGGGGUUCUCCAGCUGAUAAUCCAACACCAAGCACCACUGGUCAUCUCAGUUCAGUGAUAUCUCAGACAACCAGCAACUCUGCAACUUCUAGGGGCAGUAACAUCUCCCAGAACAGCGGGUUCUCAGCUUCAAGUGGGGAUAUGUCUUUUUCAAAUGGGCAGAUCUUGCCCACCCCUAAUCUAAAGAUCUUCAGUUUUGCAGAACUGAAGUCUGCAACUAAGAAUUUUAGGCCUGACAUGGUGCUUGGAGAGGGAGGUUUCGGUAAAGUCUUCAAAGGUUGGCUUGAUGAGAAGGCACCAGGGAAGAGUGGAAGUGGAACCCUCAUUGCUGUUAAAAAACUGAACUCUGAGAGCUUGCAAGGAUUUGAGGAAUGGCAGUCAGAGGUAAAUUUCUUAGGAAGGGUGUCUCAUCCUAACCUUGUAAGGCUGCUGGGAUACUGUUGGGAGGAUCAAGAGCUUCUUCUUGUUUAUGAGUUUAUGCAGAAGGGCAGCUUGGAAAACCAUCUAUUUGGAAGGGGUUCUACUGUUCAAUCACUUGAAUGGAAUGUACGGCUUAAAAUUGCAAUAGGAGCAGCAAAGGGCCUGUCUUUCUUGCAUACAUCAGACAAGCAAGUAAUUUACAGAGAUUUCAAAGCCUCAAAUAUACUGCUUGAUGGGUCCUAUACAGCCAAGAUAUCAGAUUUUGGGUUGGCCAAGUUGGGUCCUUCUGCUAGCCGAUCACAUGUAACAACAAGGGUCAUGGGUACAUAUGGUUAUGCAGCUCCAGAAUAUGUUGCUACAGGACAUUUAUAUGUAAAGAGCGAUGUGUACGGUUUUGGUGUUGUUUUAGUUGAAAUACUAACAGGCUUGCGAGCACUUGAUCCGAACCGCCCAAGUGGGCAACAUAAUCUGGUGGACUGGGUGAAGCCAUAUUUAUCUGAGAGAAGAAAAUUGAAGAACAUAAUGGACCGUGGAUUGGAUGGCAAAUAUCCUUCCAAGGCUGCAUUCCGAAUAGGCCAGCUUGCUUUAAAAUGUCUUGCUCCUGAACCUAAGAACCGUCCAUCAAUGAAAGAAGUUGUAGAGACUUUAGAACUGAUUGAGUCAACCAAUGAAAAGCCAGCAGAGCCUAGAAAUCGUUCUGCUCGUCACACAACUCGCAGACAUGGCCAGCAGCCAUUGCACCGUCGAUCCUCACUUGCUCCAAAGCAUGAAGCAGGUACUGCCUAUCAGAACGCACCACGGGUGAGGUAAGUUAGGCACAUUGGUCCGAUUGUUGCAGGUCUCAAAAAUUAACAUGCUAAUUGUUUCGCAAACGAUUCCCAUUUCUUUAUUUUUGCAUUUUUUUUAAUAAUCUACAACGAGUUUAAUUUUUGCAGUGUGACUUAUAUUGGACAUAAUGGUAGUAGUUAAAUUGUAAUUAUUUCAGUAAGUACAGCGAGUUGAGUUUGAUAUCUUGUUAUAAUAGUUUUAUUUAAACCAUUGUGCUUUGUUGAUCAAUCUCAAACAGUGGAGAUAAGCUGAAUACUGUAAUGGGAUCCUAAUGAUGAGACCUGCCUAUGUAUUUUUAGUGUUUUGGUCAUUUGAGUACUAUAUUAUUGCUUGUUAUUUUAUCUAGUAUUUGAGUGAUAAAGAAAGUUUUACAUGCUUUGUCGCUGGAUAUUUUAUACUUGCAAUAUGAUUGCUACUCAUCAAAAGUUGCCAAGCGGAACUCGGCUAAAAAAAUGAAUGGCUUGUACGAAGGAAUGGAGAGACAGAAAUAUGGCAGUGGGUUUUGGGAGAGAA
This is a messenger RNA of Durio zibethinus, 2221 nucleotides long. Its product is annotated as putative serine/threonine-protein kinase PIX13. The record is from RefSeq and is a predicted model, not a curated record. Gene Ontology annotation, biological process: protein phosphorylation. Lineage: Eukaryota; Viridiplantae; Streptophyta; Magnoliopsida; Malvales; Malvaceae. Gene Ontology annotation, molecular function: ATP binding; protein kinase activity.